Molecule: messenger RNA, 804 nt
Organism: Acytostelium subglobosum LB1
Lineage: Eukaryota; Evosea; Eumycetozoa; Acytosteliales; Acytosteliaceae
Exons: 2
Biological process (GO): removal of superoxide radicals
Molecular function (GO): superoxide dismutase activity; copper ion binding
Source: RefSeq, a predicted model, not a curated record
AUGGACAGUUUGGAAUAUGACAAUGUCAUUGCAGAUAUUGAACUUAUGGUCGAUAUGACAUGUCAGUCAUGUGUCAAGGAGAUCACAGUGAGCAUCGAGAACAAUCUUAGGUCCACCAGGGUUCUGACCGUUGAUGUACCUGAACAGAGACUCGUGGUCAGAGGCACUGACCUCUCAAUAGACGUCAUAGAUACUAUAAAGUCAACUGGAAGAAGUGCUAUCAUUGCUGGUUUUGGUUCAAAGGGCUCUGCUGUGUGUUCAGUUGGUGUGGCACCCGAUGGCUGGGAGAAGGGCUGUGGUGGUGCUGGUGGCGAAGGAGUCACUGGUGUGCAUGGCAUCAUCAGAGUCAUUGAAAUCGAUACACCAUCCUCAGGCAGUGGACUUUUGUUUGAAGGAAGGAUUGGUGGACUUCAACCUGGUGCUCAACAUUCAUUAGUGGUACAUCAAUUCGGUGAUCUCACCAAAGGUUGUGACAAUGUUGGUCUGCCCUACAAGCCAACAACUACAAACAAACAAUCGACUGGUACACUGGGUACAACAAUCACAAGUGAAGAAGGAAAGACACAAUUUAGAAUAUUUAACAAGGAUUAUGAUAUAUGGGACUUGAUUGGACGCUCAAUAGUACUUCACUCGGUCAAUCCCCAAACAAAGGAGUCAAACAAACGAUUGGCUUGUGGAAUCAUAUGUAGAGCUGCCACUGUUGGCCAGAAUCCAAAGAAGAUAUGUCCAUGCGACAAUCAACCAACUUUAACAAUCGCAGAGCAACAACAACUCGAACAGCAACAACAGCAACAAUCGAACCUC